Messenger RNA from Chenopodium quinoa (quinoa), 738 nucleotides. RefSeq lists its product as uncharacterized. The record is from RefSeq and is a predicted model, not a curated record. The transcript is spliced from 3 exons. NCBI's taxonomy places the organism in Eukaryota, Viridiplantae, Streptophyta, Magnoliopsida, Caryophyllales, Amaranthaceae. The coding region runs from base 169 to 351 and encodes 60 amino acids.
UCUGACACGUGUCAUUGAUAUUUUUCUCUCACAUAAAUUUUGUUUUCCCAACAGAGCUUUCCAAAUUUUACUCUGCGACACCCUCUCCAUUCUCCAUUGAAGCAGCUUCUGAGCUUUCUCUCUCCUCCAUUGAAGCAGCUUCUCAGCAUAAAAGCUUAAUCUAGACCAAUGCCUCAUAGGACACGGCCUAUGGCAGCGCUUCUUUUGUUUACUGGCCUGAAUGUGGUUUUGGUGUCAUCAAUCUCACCUGUCUAUGAUUAUGUGUGCUUUCAUCCUUAUUGGGAAAGAAGGAGAGAAAGGCGUCGUAUGGAACGCGAAGCUUCCAUGGAAAGAGGCUCUAUGUCGGCUUAAUUUCAGCUUCAACAUUAAGCUACUUCUUAUUGUGGAAGAAUUGUCUUAGAGGACCAUGUGUCAGGGGGGAUCUGCUGCAUUUUACAGUACAAAUGCAAUAUAUCUGCUCAAACAAAGGAGCAUGUAACAAAGUUUUCCCUUCUUCAUAACAGCUUACGUUCAAAAAAAUUAUUGCUUGUUGCCUUUCUGGUGAGUACCAAACUGCCCUUAUAAUCCCAGAUUCCUAAACUUGAGUCCUUAAUUUCCUACAGUCUGUCUUUCAAAUGACCUUGGCUUUCUUAUUACUCUUGUAAAUACUUUUGAUGAUUGUAUAGAUUAAUUUUUCUUGAUCCUCAUGCUUGAAGCAAUCCACUUUUUUUAAUUAAUUAAUUCACUUUUUUUGAGUAA